This is a messenger RNA of Neomonachus schauinslandi (Hawaiian monk seal), 1954 nucleotides long. Its product is annotated as transport and Golgi organization protein 1 homolog. The annotation marks the transcript as partial. Gene Ontology annotation, cellular component: endoplasmic reticulum membrane; endoplasmic reticulum exit site. The transcript is spliced from 11 exons. NCBI's taxonomy places the organism in Eukaryota, Metazoa, Chordata, Mammalia, Carnivora, Phocidae. Gene Ontology annotation, biological process: protein secretion; vesicle cargo loading; endoplasmic reticulum to Golgi vesicle-mediated transport. The record is from RefSeq and is a predicted model, not a curated record.
CCUCCGAAACCACUGUGUCUUCUUCGCCAAAUCCCUGGCUGCCUUAGUUUCCUCACUAUGGGGAGGGUGAGGAGGGGAGUGUUGGACAUUGAUUUUAAGAGCAUCAGGAGUGCUCACAAUCUAGCAUUUUUGUUCUUUUAAAUUACUAUCCGUUACUCUCCUGCUUCCAAGUCCCCGAGUGAGCACCCAGGAUGUGGCUGGGGUAAUAAACGGACAUGAGCAUCCAAGGGCAAUUGUGUUGUGCUUUGAUUCUGUGAAUGAACCAGUGCUAAAUGCUGUCCCUCCAUGAUUCUCCCCAAGCCCCAUUGGAGAGGACUCUGGGGCCAGAUUCUCCCCCCUGGUUCCAGGGGCCCUGGGUGACUCCUUUUGUCUGUUCAACCAGCACAACACAGAGGUCUGGGGAGGGACCCUUCCUUGGCCCCAGGUGUCCACCUCUGCCUGGCUUGCCCAUGCCCUGCUGGAGGGUGAGGUCAGGGCCAGAGCUAGUGAGGUGGCUGGGGAAGGGGGAAGGCGCCGAGGGCAGCCCAGCCUGGUGAUUCCACUUGCCUGCCAGACCAUUCCUCACCGCUCCAUCCAGCAUGCCAUGGACCUGCUGCCUCUGUAUGCUGCUGCUUCCAGGUCCCAGCCUGCACCAGCUUAGGUGUGGGAGGGAUCUGCCCUGUGGGGACCCAGGAAUCCUGCAAGACUCCUCCAGCCCUUUCCGGGGUGCCCAAUCCCCCAUUCCUUCCAUGGAGCCCAGGAGCUCCGUUCCCCAGCCCUCCGUAGGGCCCCCCAAUCGCUCACCCUUCCCCAGGGCCCAGGAAUCCCUCAGCCUCCCCAGGGGCCCGGAGCUCUCCCCACACUUUAUGAGGGCCUCCUGCCAUCUGGAGCCCGAGAGAUGAUGUGUGCAAAGGGCAGGGCUUAGCACAGGCCUGAAACAGGAGGGACCUGUGGUUGUCACCAGUGUUGCCUUGAACAGCUGUGAGACGUGAGGCACCGGAUCUGGGAAGGCACUUGCCCCAUGGAGAUGAUGAUGCUAAUGUCCACAGGUGCUCAGCACGUGGCUUCCUCUUGUCCUCAGCACAGUGAUGGACACAGGCUUGGACGCCCCCAGCUCACUGAAGGAAACCAGCCCAGGGUCACACAGCUGCACCCCUUGAAAGGACCAAGACAUGAAGGUGCAGAGGCUGUUGUUCCUGGUGCUCUUGCUGCGGUGUCCCGGUUCCCCAAACCCAAAUCUUGUCCAUGUUGUACCUGACCGUUUCCUUCUUGGCCCUGAUGGGGUUGGAGUUCUAUGGAAACUUCCCAUUAUCACUGCCCCCUUGGGAGUUUGUGUCUUUCUCAUCUAUAUCUGGAGAACCAUCCUCGCUAUAAAGCCUCGGCAAUACGCAGUAACCUUACAACAAAUAAAUGAGAAGAUCCAUCGAGUUAGGACAGAAAACAGGGAGCUUGCUCAGGAAAUAUCCCUUUGGGAGCUGAAGAUCCGGGAAGGCAAGAAACAUCUUGCAGAAACUAAGAGUGAACACAAGUUUCUCUCUGAGGAAGUUCUUAAAUUGAAGGAGAACAUCGAAAAGGUUGACGAAGUUAAUGAAAAUUUAAAUGACACCCUUCGUUGGGCACUGGCUCACUUGCAAAUUGAGAGAGAGAAGAAGGUCAAGAAUCAGGAUGUGGCCCAAGAUGCAUUCGAGGAUGGAGAGCAGAGAGCCUUUAGGGCCAAAAAACGAGAACUGCAGGAACGUCGACGAUUGUUGGAAGACCAUUGCAAUGCCCUGAGUUCUUUGAAAACAACUCAAGAAGCCGAAUUGAAAAUGCUGAGGAGGAAAGUGGAUAUCGUGGUGGAUUUCUCUAAACAAAGACAAGCGGCUGCCGAAGAGAAGGUUGCAAAGACCCGCUGCGACCUGGAGGCAACAGAGAGUCAGCUGUCCGCUGCCGUGGACAAUCUGAAAGGAAUCGAAGAAGCAACAGACAAGUACAA